This is a messenger RNA of Mercenaria mercenaria, 914 nucleotides long. Its product is annotated as heat shock protein Hsp-16.1/Hsp-16.11-like. Lineage: Eukaryota; Metazoa; Mollusca; Bivalvia; Venerida; Veneridae. Gene Ontology annotation, biological process: response to heat; protein refolding. The transcript is spliced from 2 exons. The coding region runs from base 62 to 589 and encodes 175 amino acids. Gene Ontology annotation, molecular function: protein folding chaperone. The record is from RefSeq and is a predicted model, not a curated record.
UCAUAAUCGGUAACUGCGUUAUCUAAGGGAAGCUUUCCAGAGAAUUCAGUUAAAAGUAAAAAUGUCUCAAGAUUGGAAUUUAGUUCCAACAUUUCGAAGAGAGUUUGACUUCUUUGAUCGGCAGAGAGAUUUAUUUUCGGAAUGGCUCCAUCGCUUCGAUGAUGACUGGCGGUUGAUGGAAUUUGAGGAUUCCGCGCAGAGGUUUGACAAAGAGCUAGAAAGGAUCAGAGACAAUCUUCACGUUCUAGAUAGCGAUGAUGCAGAGCUGAGUAUUGACAACCCUUUUAUCACAGAUCCAGAGGGAAACCGGAAGUUGUCACUGCGGUUCAACUGUAGCAAGUACAACCCCAACGAAAUUAUGGUGAAAACUUUGGACAACCGUCUCUGUGUCCAUGCAAAACAUGAAGACGAGACCGAACACGGGAAAAUUCACAGGGAAUUCACUAGAGAAUACGUCCUACCAGACAACGUCGAUCCAAACCAACUGAAAUCGCAUUUAUCGAAAGAUGGCGUUCUCCAGAUCGAGGCUCCUGCGCCACCAAGUGUUGAAGCGCCAAAAGAGCACGUGAUCCCUAUUGAGCAAUUAUAAACUGACCGUUCAACUCCGGUGACAUAAAUGUUCUUGGUCCAGUACUAAAAACUGUAAAUUCGUUCUCGGGAUAAUCUUUGUAAGGAUAUCAAUAUUCAGAGUUAUAUUUUGAAUCUUUCACAUUAGUUUAAUUUCAGAGACAAAUUAAACGGAAAGACAAAGAAAAUUCCAUUGUAUAUAGAGUUUGUUUAAAGGAAUUGCUGGAAGUCUGAUCAACCACCGGACUUUACAUCUGUAACAACAUGUUCUGUAAAAGUUAUGUUUUAAAAGUUGUUUACUGAAAAUUAAAAUGUUGUUUAUCAAAUAAACGAGCAAUUACAACGUU